AUGCUUGGCGCCGGUGCACUUCUUGACAUCGGUAUCUACCCCCUUACUUGCGCUGCUAUGAUUUUGGACCGUCAGAUGCAAGCCACACCCCCGAAAAGGACCGAAGAGCCAGAAGUGGUGUCCAGCAUGAGCUUCUCCAAUGGGGUUGAUGAACUGACCAGCGUCAUCUUAAACUAUCGGGCACUAGAUGCUCAAGCUAUUUGUACCGGGAGCUACCGUUUCCGAUCCGCAUCUGAGUUCUGUCAUAUUGAGGGUUCAGAUGGAAGUGUAUCUAUCGGAGGUGUCGCUGGAUCGAAGCCGCAGUUCUUUAUGAUCCGGAAGAAAGGAGAGCAUGAGGAAAGGAGAGAAUCUCAUACGAAGGGCUGGGGAUUCUGGUAUGAACAAGAUGCCAUAGGCGAAGACUUACUGGCAAAGAGAAAGGAGAGCUCUAUCAUACCCCUGCAAGAGAUAAUGCGGAUCAUGGUGCUGCUGGACAAGAUCCGAGCUGCAAAUGGCUUGUAA
Penicillium atrosanguineum is the source of this 501-nucleotide messenger RNA. RefSeq lists its product as uncharacterized. The transcript has a single exon. Lineage: Eukaryota; Fungi; Ascomycota; Eurotiomycetes; Eurotiales; Aspergillaceae. The coding region runs from base 1 to 501 and encodes 166 amino acids. The record is from RefSeq and is a predicted model, not a curated record.